Fusarium sp. VM40 is the source of this 4299-nucleotide messenger RNA. Lineage: Eukaryota; Fungi; Ascomycota; Sordariomycetes; Hypocreales; Nectriaceae. The record is from the annotation of a GenBank genome assembly.
AUGGAGCUUAUGUCGUCUACUUCAGAGGAGACCUGCGAGUUAUGGAACGGCGACGAUAUGGUAAGAUGUCAAGGACUUGCCCCUGUGAAAGAAUUCAUUUGCCUCUUACCCCGAAACAUUCCUUCUUCCGAAAUAAAACGGGUACGCAUUAUUCGCUUGAAGGAUGAAGAAAACAACCCUAACAGAGUAAUUAAACGACAAGAGACACAUGAGAAAGGAGUUGUCCAGGUUAUAGUCACCCUCAAAGAAGGGAUCAAACGUCUUUGGGUUGCUCUUUGGUCGCGCAUCUCUUCCACCGAUGUAGCGGCCUCCACAACAAUACCGUUACAUCACCUACCACACGAAAAUCUUCCGCAAAUAGGAGAGCCCGAAAUAGUCAUACUUCGCAACACCACGACGCAAGCUCCGAACAUCACUUUAAACCGCCAUAACAAGGUUACUCGACGACACCUAUACAUAGCAGCAGUCUUUGGGGUCGCUGUACAGGUGGCAGUUUUAAUCUAUUUUGGGCUCAUCACUUAUUGUUAUCCUUCGAAGUUCAAAAAGGAAGACAAAGCUGUCCUCGGUUACGCCUUGCCUUUCUCUGCCGCUGGUACUGUUCUUCUUGUCACAGGGAUAUUUCUAUGUGCACGUGUUGUUGAUCGGAGCACCAAUGAGGUGAGAUACGAGCCUACUCAGGGCUAUGAGGUCAAAAUGGUUUGGCUCCAGUCAAAACAAACAGUGAGUGACCAGGUCUUCAAGUCUUUCGCUCUGUAUCCAGAAGAAUGCCCGCAGAUAAUUACAACAUCACAACGCCACGGGCUAAGAAAAGAAGAUAAGGGAAAAGAAGAAUCUACCACUCAGCGCAAAGAAGUCUCUUCAAUCAAUCUCUCCGUGUUCGGAACAGGCAUAUCACUUGCGGGGUUCUUCGUACAAUUUGUAGGUCUGAGAGCGAUGCAUUGGUCGGCAUCAGUUGCUCAAUUGACAGCGAUCUUGAUCAUGACUGCGGUCAGAGCCUUUGUUCGCCGAGGAUUUAUUGCGCCUAUUCGCGAUGUUUCGUUGAAGGAGGGAUUUGAGUUAGAUGGACUUGCCAUGGCAUUGGGUCAUACAGAUCCAAAAUUAGACUCCGGAUCAGACGACAAAAAAGCAAUUUUCGACUUCGGAUUAUCAAAUAGCGGAAGCUGGACAGUGAUGAUGAAUCAAGUCGAUACUCCCGACGAUUCAUUACAUGAUGGAGUCCAACAAGCCAAUGCCAAUACCCCGGGAACCAGAGCGAGGAGGUCAGGUGUGCGAACGCCUCUCACUGAGUCCAGUAUAAUCCGGACGAACAACAUCGCCCAGAAUGUCUUAAGUCUGCGAACGAAUCUUGCACAACUGGUUGACUGGAGAGGGCCAGCAUCUACAGAAGCAACCCAACUUGCAGAGGCCAUAGAGGCGACAAUGGACUCACUCUUUCCAAAAGAAGGACCUGAUCAGUUUUCAUGGACCAUAAAAGUCAAAGCAUCAGAUGACAAAGGCUCUGACAGAAUAUAUCCAGUUGUCUUGCAUAUCAAGCGCAUUGAGGGGCAUUGGAAGUGCCGCGUUGAUGAACUCGAUUCUAUUCUUUCUUUGUGGCUAUGUUCGGUCGACGAGCAACGGCGGUCACCUACCGCAAAGCUCGGUGACUCAGCCCCAAAAAGCGCUCCGCAACAGGAUAAUGACGAAUGGUUUCGCAAGAAGAGCUCAGAGACUAGGGGUGGCCUUGUACUCAUCGGGCAGCUGACUGACGAGCUUACUCGGUACUUAAAAUGGUGGAUGCCUAUCGACUGGUCCGCUAAGUUUUCGAUUGAGAACCACGAGUCUUUAGCAAAUUGGGACUCGUGGAGAGUUGUCGGAUCAAAAGGAACAGACCACCCCAACAGCGAGUCUGCUGCUAGACUAUUUGAGAACAGCUCAUCCGACGAUCCACCCUACGCCCUGCUCCAUCAUUUAUUUGAUGAAUCAGACAACUAUUUAUCAGAUAAAUGUCACCAUGACUUAUUUUCUAGAAGCUCAACCGAUGAGCGGGCCUUAAAUUUCAUUGCCAUUCAAUCCUAUGAAAGUCUAGAACGACUUUACGCGCACCACAUAUUCUAUGCUCUUGUAUGGGAGGCUGUAAAGAAGAUGGAUAGCGAUGUUCGGUAUCAUCCAGAACUAGACCCAUCCAGCUCUCUAGACACUCGAGAUUGGGACACUCUCCGUUUACAAUGUACUGAUCUGUCUAAGCUCGCCCGAGCUAUUCAGACCACAGGCCUUAUGGACUUGCACAGCGCAUACCAUGCACUCAUCCCACCUCUUCACUGUUAUGCUAAGUUCGGAGAGCUCGAAUGCGUUGUCGAGAUGAUGUUUGAAAAGGCAAAGAAACAAGAGCGGUUACUGAAUUGGGCCUCCGGGUCUGAAUGCUAUGAGCAACUAUUUCUUCUCUCAGGACACUUUCGUGUGGAUAGCUAUAUUUACACCAAGUCAGUGGCAUUGAUGGUUGAAUACAUUCGAGCCAUUCACGAUAUGCUAAAACUUGUUCUACCUAAGGAUACAGAAAGGGAACAGUUCAGUACAGCCAGGCAAGCUGCCGAGAACCUUUCAUCAAUUGUAAAGCAGAAAGUUGGUUCUCAAAUUUUGAAUCAUUUGAGGAAUCUAUAUUCCCUCCAAUCCAAAGAAAGAUGUACGUGGAGUAACAGCGCGGCCUUCCCCAAUCAUCAAUCUUUCCCAGUAAAGAAUAAGGAGAUCAAGUAUUGCAACUUGACGAAACUGCAUCACUGGAUUACGGGCUCUCUCAAGAAUUCAAAUGCUAGGAAUUUACGGCCAAGUUGGGGAAUAACCUACGCUGCGCCUAGUCGAUUACCUAGCAGCCUCCGCCAGUACGUCAACACUCCUGAUAUUCUGGGUUGGACGCCACUCCAUUAUGCAGUCUCAAGCAACCUCGACAUAGCAGAUCUUUGGGUAAUGCGUUUGAUGAAAGAAGAUGUAGAUGUAAAUGCCACUGACAUCCGCGAAUAUACUCCGCUUCAUUAUUGUUUGAUGCACACCCGGGAGGGGGCUAAGAGAUACUUACUCAAGAGGGGCGCAAACGUCAAAGCGGUAGGUGUUGAUGGUAUGACUCCAUUGCAUCUCGCAGUAUCCUCCCAGCACCAUCUGAGAUUAGGACGCCUAUUGUUCAACCCCAGACAACCUGCGGAUCAAUUUGCUAUAGAUAAUCUGGGUAGAGCUCCUAUUCACUUGGCAGCUUUGACAGCAACGGACAAUGCUAUCGAGCAACUUCGAAUAAGUAUAGGGGCAAGGGACAAAGAAGGUAGAACAGCACUGCACCUCGCUGCUUUCAGCGGCCAUUGGAAAACGGUAGCUAAGCUCGUUGGCUACGGUGCAAGCCUUGAUGAACCUGCUGGGGUAGGAGACACAAUGCUGCACUGGGCAGUGGCAAAGAAAGACUUUAGAGCUGUCGAUGAGCUUCUUCAUCUUGGGGCAAACGUCAAUCUAAGGGACUCCACGGAUUGGCCGCCUUUACAUGUAGCAUGUUUGCCGAAUCGCGAGGGCAUCGCUCGCCUAUUGAUUGAAAAUGGUGCUGACGUCAAUGCGACAAAAAGCGCUCACGAGACUCCGAUUAUGGUCGCUAUCAGACAAGGCUCUGUCAAAGCGGUUAAUCUGCUGCUGAAGAGUUCAAACCUCGAAUUGGAGCAUCGGAGCAGGCUCUGCACGCGAAAAGUCUCCGCGCUGACUCCUGAGAAACGCGACCACAAAAGGGCCCGAGAUAGAGAGGCACAAAGAAACAUCCGCGCCCGCGCAAAAGAAUACAUCGAUCGGCUGGAGAAAGAACUUGAACAACUGAAGAGCCAUGAAUGGCGAGAUCGCACCAUCCAAGACCUUUUACACCGCAACGAAGCUAUCGAGAGAGAAUUGCUAGAAUUGAAGGCAACCAUCAAGCUUCUUGAGAAUGCCGUACCUUACGACAGUUCAAUCCCCCACCACACACAACUACGAGAACCAGUUGGGUACUCGACACUACCUUGGGAAGUCAACAGCCUUCUCGCAGGGGGCGAAGCCAGUUGUUCCCCUCAUGGGUCCCAAUUUCCCAUGAACCACAAAAAUAUCCUCACUCAUUGCGCUCCACAACAAUACCCUUCUUCCAAUGAUCAGGAAGACUCAGGAAAUAGCCCUUCCUACCCUGUGUUCCCUGUCAUGUCCGGCUUAUCCCCAGCUAGCUAUACCGUUAGCUAUCAUCCAGCUAGUUUUUAUACUACAAUGGCUACUUCGAAUGAUGGUCACUGUCAGAGCAUUGAGGGCACAUACACCGAGCACACGGUCUGA